AUGCCGCCAGCGAGCAUUUCGCUGGUUUUGGUGGCGGUGGCGGUGGCAGUGGCUGUUUUACCGGCUGCGGCGCUGUUUGGUGGUGAAGGGAAGAGCUUGACGUUGACUCUAGAAAGGACGAGUCAUGACGGAGUGGAGAUGAGUCAACUCAGGGACCGUGACCGAGCCCGGCAUGGUAGAAUCUUGCAGCAACAGCUGACGGGGGUGAUUGAUUUCCCAGUUGAAGGAACCUACGAUCCUUUUCUUGUUGGGCUAUAUUAUACAAGAGUUAAAUUGGGGACUCCUCCAAAAGAAUUCUAUGUACAGAUUGAUACUGGAAGUGAUGUUUUAUGGGUCAGUUGCAACUCCUGUAAUGGCUGCCCAACAUCCAGUGGACUCCAAAUUCAGCUUGAGUUCUUUGAUCCUAGGAGCUCAUCGACGGCUUCGUUGAUCUCCUGUUCAGAUCGAAGAUGUGAUUUGGGAUCAGAAUCUUCCGAUUCGUUGUGUUCGGGUCAAAACCAGUGCAGUUAUAGGUUCCAGUACGGUGAUGGCAGUGGGGCCUCUGGUUUUUAUGCAUCGGACUUGAUGUAUUUUGACACAAUAAUUGGGAAUUCGCUGGCCUCAAAUUCUUCUGCACCUAUUGUUUUUGGCUGUAGCACAUCGCAGACGGGGGACCUUACCAAGAUGGAUAGGGCAGUUGAUGGUAUAUUUGGUUUUGGACAGCAGGGUUUCUCUGUUAUUUCACAGCUUUCAUCACUAGGAAUCACCCCGAAUGUGUUCUCUCAUUGCUUAAAAGGAGGUAAUGGUGGCGGUGGCGGUGGCGGCGGCAUAUUAGUACUCGGUCAGAUUGUGGAGCCAAAUCUCGUAUACACUCCACUUGUCCCGUCACAGCCACAUUAUAACUUAAAUUUGCAGAGCAUUGCUGUUAAUGGGCAGAUAUUACCCAUUGAUCCAGCAGUGUUUCAAACAUCUAAUAACCGGGGAACAAUAAUUGAUUCUGGAACGACUUUGGCAUACCUCUCAGAAGAGGCUUAUGAUCCUUUUGUAAACGCUAUAACGCAGACAGUUUCACAAUCUGUACGCCCUCUUGUUUCUAAGGGAAUCCAGUGCUAUCUAAUUACCUCCAGUGUCUCCGAGAUAUUUCCCCCAGUUAGUUUAAACUUUGCUGGUGGGGCAUCAAUGCUACUGAAGCCUGAAGAUUACCUCUUACAGCAGAACUCCAUUAGUGGUGCUGCAGUAUGGUGCAUUGGUUUUCAGAAACUUCAGGGUCAAGGGAUUACGAUUUUAGGAGACCUUGUCCUGAAAGAUAAAAUUGUUGUAUACGAUUUGGCUGGUCAACGGAUUGGAUGGGCCAAUUAUGAUUGUUCAUCUUCCGUGAAUGUCUCUACAAGCACUGGCAAUGGCAAAACUGAAUUUUUCAACGCGGGACAACUCCCCUUGGCUCUUCCAUCAUCCGCUCUCCCUUCCCUCCCUAAGCCAUGCUCCUGUGGUGCAGGCCUACCAUUCUCCGUGGUUGCAGCAUUUUUCGCUAGACAUCCUUUGUAA
This is a messenger RNA of Fraxinus pennsylvanica, 1524 nucleotides long. The record is from the annotation of a GenBank genome assembly. NCBI's taxonomy places the organism in Eukaryota, Viridiplantae, Streptophyta, Magnoliopsida, Lamiales, Oleaceae.